Elaeis guineensis (African oil palm) is the source of this 1909-nucleotide messenger RNA. Lineage: Eukaryota; Viridiplantae; Streptophyta; Magnoliopsida; Arecales; Arecaceae. The record is from RefSeq and is a predicted model, not a curated record.
CGCUCUUUCCCCAUUAAUACUCUCUCUCUCUCUCUCUUUCUCCGUGAUCUCAAAUGGCUCGUUCUCCAAUCGCCGUCGCUUUUCUUCUUCUCCUCUUCCUCUCGCCGGCGCUCUCUCUCACAAACUCCACGUCGCUGGGGAGCUCCUUCGCCCCCUCGAGCUCCUUCCUCUCCACCCUCAGCUCCACACUCGACGAGAUCCAAAGGCUCAUCUCCGUCAUCUCCACCUUUUCCGGCGUCCUCGGCGGCGACCUGCGCCUUUCCUCCGCCAUCUCAGACUGCCUCGACCUCCUCGACCUCUCCUCCGACGAGCUCUCCUUGACCAUCUCCGCCUCCCAGGCCUCCAGAACUUCCACGGCCACCUCCUCCGCCGCCGAGGGCACCGGCAACCGCCGCUCCGACCUCCGCUCCUGGCUGAGCGCCGCCCUCGGGAAUCAGGACACCUGCAAGGAGUCCCUCGAUGGGACCAGCAGCGUUGUCGGCUCCCUUGUCGGCGGCGGCCUCGAAACCGUCACCUCCCUUGUCGCCGACGGCCUUCGUCAGGUUGUCGCCGGAUCCGGCGGCGGGAAUGCCGGCCGGCGAAGGCUGUUGGGAAAGGUGAGCGAGGGGUUCCCCAAAUGGGUAUCAGCGGGGGACCGGAGGCUGCUGCAGGCACCGGGCGCGGUGGCGGCGGACGCGGUGGUGGCGCAGGACGGAAGUGGGCAGUACACGACGGUGGGGGCGGCGGUGGAGGCGGCGCCGACGGAGAGCACGAAGAGGUAUGUGAUCUACGUGAAGAGAGGGGUGUACAACGAGAACGUGGACAUUAAGAAGAAGUGGUGGAAUAUAAUGCUUGUCGGCGACGGCAUGGGCCAGACCAUCAUCUCCGGCAGCCGUAACUUCGUCGACGGCUGGACCACCUACCGGAGCGCCACUUUCGCGGUCUCCGGCAAGGGGUUCAUCGCCCGGGACUUGACAAUUGAGAACACGGCGGGCCCCUCGAAGCACCAGGCGGUGGCCCUCCGCUCCGACUCCGACCUCUCGGUCUACUACCGCUGCAGCUUCCUUGGCUACCAGGACACCCUCUACGCCCACGCCCUCCGCCAAUUCUACCGCGAGUGCCUCAUCACCGGCACUGUCGACUUCGUCUUCGGCAACGCUGCCGCCGUCUUCCAGAACUGCGUCCUCCUCGCCCGCCGCCCGCUUCCUGACCAGAAGAACUCCGUCACGGCCCACGGCCGCAAGGACCCCAACCAGAAUACCGGCUUCGCCCUACAAUUCUGCAACAUCUCUGCCGAUUCCGACCUGGCCGGGUUCACCAACUCGACCGCCACCUAUUUGGGCCGGCCGUGGAAGGAGUACUCCCGGACCGUUUUCAUGCAGUCUUAUCUCGGGGGAUUGCUCCGGCCCGAGGGCUGGCUCGAGUGGGACGGGAACUUCGCGCUCGAUACGCUCUACUAUGCCGAGUACAUGAACUCUGGGCCCGGUUCGGGGCUGGCUGGCCGAGUCAAGUGGACCGGGUACCACGUUAUGACCAACUCGGCUGAGGCGGUUAAUUUCACCGUGGGUCAGUUUAUUGAUGGGAACCUCUGGCUGCCCUCCACUGGGGUCAAGUACACCUCUGGUUUGACGGUGUGACAAAUUAAUAUGGAGUGUGAGAGAGGAGAAAGGAUAUUUGGUGCCGAGUUGCCUGUUUCGUAUUCUUUGGCAUGAUGCUAGAUAUGUGUCGAUGUUGACAUGAGAAUGUUUGACUUGUUUUGUAUGUAGGCAUCGGUCCUGUAGUAUUAAUUUCUAAGCAAUUUGCUCCUAAGAAGGAGAUGGGCAUGGAGUAAUUAUUGAAGAGGGAUAUGGGAUCACAUGGAUAUGUAUUUAGUGGUGCAAGGAAGAGGUAUUUUUUGGAAUAAAGAGAUGCAAUUAAAGCUAAACUUUGU